CUAUGUCGAAAACAGACAGACAGAAACCAAAUAACAAAGGCAAUAAAUAGUACGUCUGUUAUGAUAUCGAAAUAAAGUUUACUAACUUGAUCAUCGUUCGUUAGACAGGGGUCAUUUUUGGUUCUCAGGUUGGUCAAUUGGUAAAGAUAACAAAACCAAGUGUAGAUUGUUGGAUUUGAUCAGUGUGUGAAAUUAUAAAAACAGUGUGUGUUUGCAUAGUGAACUUGCUUAUCACAUUCUUGUUGAUUUUGUCACUUCACGGGGGAGGGGGUGUUGUAACCAGGUCAGAUUCUGUUUAUUAUAGCUUAUUAAAGAUCAGGACUCAAGAAUCUCUCUCACUGAUGCAGGUUUGUUAUGGAAAUGCACGUAAACAAUAUUCAUCAAGUGAUAUUGCCUUGAACUCUAAAUAUAUGCCAUUACCUCAGAAGGUUAUGACCACCAGCUUUCCGGAGACAUGUCAUUAUGUUAAUCCCAAUGGUAUUACUGCUCAGACUGAUAUUUCUCCACAAUCUAACUAUCAAGCCAGUCAUCUGUCUAACUGUCGUGGUGCUGAUGCCAGAGCUGCGUAUUAUGCUGCUGCUGCCGCAGCGGCUGCAUUCUCCUCAAAGCCAGCCUCACAGCUUAUACCAAUAUCUGGUGGUAGUACUUCUUCUAGCCUGCCAUGCUUGCAUCAGUAUGCUUCAUUGGGCGCUGUAAACGAAGCUCAUCAGCAUUUGCCAGUCAGUGUGGCGGAACCAGGCAAUGUAUGCACAAUUAUUGAGUGCACUCCUGCAACUAUAAUAAUCUCCCAAAGCAAACCUGAGAUUUGUAUGCGAUCGUGUCAGGCUGCAGCAGGAGGUCAUCCAACUUAUGCACCUGCAUUACAACGUUCUCUUUCAUUUUAUGAUCUAGUAAGUGCUGGCGGUGCUGGUACCGCAUUGUCUUUGCUAAGUGCUGUUACUGCCCCCGCAACAUCACCUUUCCUAAUCAACAAUUCUAUACAAACUUCCAAUAUUCAACCGUCAAAUAUUCUGUCUACAAACAGUCUUUCAAAUGAUGUCCGACAAAUGUUACAUCAUCCUGUUCAUUCUGUUUGUCUUCAACGAGGAUUAAACAACAGGCUAUCUUCUGUUGAAGGUGAUAACUCAUUUGUGCUAGAUAUUACUAAUCAUGAGAAAGGCAUUGCAGCGCAUCCUAUUGUUCAGCAUAAUUGUGUUAAUGUAACAUGCAAACCAAAAAGUCGACUAUGUGAUACACUAUGUGCUUUAGUGAAUCAUCAACAUUUGUAUAAAAAUCCAGCAACUGCAGCUGCAGCAUUGGCGGUAGCUCGUCAACAUCAACAAAAUUUCAGCAACAACAAUAAUCGAAGGCAUUCAUUAAUUUCUGCCAAAAGUGUUCAAAGUAGUGAUUAUAAUUUUGUUCAAGCUAUGUCUAAAGGAUGCGGUGGUUGUCGUUCAGAUUAUCCAACACACUUAACAUCAGGUGUACUGCACAACGCCAAAGUCAAUGAAGUGACUCGUUUGGAUCCAAAAUGUUCAGUAAGUAUCUUUUGACUGCUUCAAAAUCAAUUACUCAGUUAUCAUUCCUAGUGUGUUUUUUUAUCUACCUAAUUACAACCUAAGUGUUCAAUAUUUUUAAGAAAAUAUAUUGUAGGUUGAUUGGUGGAUGGUGACUAGCAGUGGAAUCCACCAGGAUAACCCGCGUUUCAUCCCAUUUGGGACUUGUCAGCUACUGGACGUAUCUGCAUUCCACAGUGAGUUAUGAUGUUCCCACUGGGUUCGAGCCUCAAGCAUCCUGGAUUCCACUGCUAAUCGCCAUCCAGCAGUUGACCUCUGAUUACAUGCCCAGACAUCAUCGAAGCAUCUGCACAAGAAGCCGACAUGUCAAUCUGAGACCCGAGCACUUCGGUCCAAUCAGUCGACGGGAAAAUCUAAAAUUCAAUUAAAUAAAGUAUAUUGUAGUUUUCUGAAGUUGAGUUUGUAUGUCUUUGACAGAUCUUAGGGUAGAAUGGAAUUUUCAGCAUUUUACUACAGUAUUGCCCGAAAGGGAAGCGGCGUGUGGGACAUGGAGGAGAUCGUGUGAAGAGUUGAA
Molecule: messenger RNA, 2070 nt
Organism: Trichobilharzia regenti
Lineage: Eukaryota; Metazoa; Platyhelminthes; Trematoda; Strigeidida; Schistosomatidae
Source: the annotation of a GenBank genome assembly